This is a messenger RNA of Mucor mucedo, 699 nucleotides long. RefSeq lists its product as uncharacterized. The transcript is spliced from 2 exons. Gene Ontology annotation, molecular function: DNA-binding transcription factor activity; DNA binding. Gene Ontology annotation, biological process: positive regulation of DNA-templated transcription. The record is from RefSeq and is a predicted model, not a curated record. Gene Ontology annotation, cellular component: nucleus. Bases 41 to 661 code for a protein of 206 amino acids. Lineage: Eukaryota; Fungi; Mucoromycota; Mucoromycetes; Mucorales; Mucoraceae.
UUUUUUUUUUUUUUUUUUUUUUUUGUAUAAAAACCAUGAAAUGAAUAAUAGUGGAUUCACACCUACCAGCAAGUCGUCUUGUUUAUUUCCACCGUUGAACGAAAGCAACAGUUCGGAUAACCGUUUAUUGUGGAACCCCAAUGGGUUUGGGAUGAAUGAAUCAGAAUCGUCAGGCUCACCGCCUAAUACAGAAUAUUCUGCCAUGUACACUGCACCUGAAAAAGCGGCAGAGGACUCUACAGCAUUUAAUAUAUCCUGGGGUGGUGACGAUAAACCACCUACAGAGCUUCACCCAGAGGAAACAGAACAACUUCCCAAACUAUCCCGACCUUUACCCAAACCACGUGGUAUUCGAAAGUUACCUGAACCAGAACCAUCGGAAGACGGUACAAUCGACGAAUAUACAUUAAAGAGAAGAAAGAACACGGAUGCCGCAAGGAGGUCUCGUAUGAAAAAAUUUAUGAAGGUAGACCAGUUGGAAAGCAGAGUCACCAAUUUGCAGGCAGAAAAUGCAAAACUGACACUCAAUAAUGCUGUAUUGGAAGCUGAAAAGAGAAGCUUGAACGCAAAAGAAAAUGAAUAUAAAAAACGAAUCAAGUAUUUGGAAGAUGUCAUGAAAUGUAACGGAUGGGAUUUCGUCACAGAUAACAGUCAAUGGUAGUAAAAAAAAAAGUAAAUAAAGGUUUAUAAAAAAAAAAA